Messenger RNA from Schistocerca serialis cubense, 1546 nucleotides. RefSeq lists its product as uncharacterized. The transcript has 10 exons. Gene Ontology annotation, cellular component: membrane. Gene Ontology annotation, molecular function: ligand-gated sodium channel activity. The record is from RefSeq and is a predicted model, not a curated record. NCBI's taxonomy places the organism in Eukaryota, Metazoa, Arthropoda, Insecta, Orthoptera, Acrididae. Bases 1 to 1401 code for a protein of 466 amino acids. Gene Ontology annotation, biological process: sodium ion transmembrane transport.
AUGACAGUGCUGUGGGCGGCGCUGGUCGGCCUGUCGUGGGUGGGCGCCGGCUUCUUGAUGAGCUCCGCCUACGACGCCUACCUGCUAGAGCCCACCAAGUUCGCCGUGGACACCGCCUACCUCGACUGGGACACAGUUUUCCCGGCCGUGACAAUCUGCGAAAGGAGGAACAAGUCCAGGCUCACUGAGUACACCAAACGCUGGCAAAUUGACCUGCUGCUGGAGACGCUGGCCUACGACUCUCCAAGCGACCUGGCGCCCUCCUUCUGCCGCCGCGCCAGCUGUCCCACGGAUAACUUCUCCACCAUCGUUGCACAGAUACACAGGCCUUGCGAGGAGCUGCUGUCCCGGUGCUGGUGGAACGGCGAGCCCUUUGCCUGCUGCCAGCACGCGCCGCCCCUCAGAACAGAGGUGGGCUCCUGCUUCGCCAUCAACAGCGCCCAGACGGACGGGAAUGAGUCCGAUAGAAGAAAAUUAACAUGUAAUCGCACGACGGGGCGCGGAUCAUUGAAGGUCGAAGUAAAAACUGAAGUUAUAAUGUUCGUGCACCCUCGGGACGAGGUGCCGCACCUGACGACGACGAUGGCGCGCGCGGUGGUGCCGGCCCGCGGCGUGCGCCACCUUCACAUGGUGCGGGUGCGCGAGGCGCGCUUCGAGCCGGCCGUGGGUAGGAUGGGCGCGGCGCGGCGCGGCUGCCGCCUGCCCGGCGAACUCGCUGACUGGCCGCCGGCGCUGUACCCCGUCUACUCGCGGGGCGCCUGCGUCGCCAGCUGCCGCGCGCACCGCCUGUUCCAACUCUGCAACUGCACGCCGCCGCUCACGCCCCGGCUCCCAGCGUAUUACAGAGUCUCUGUAUUAAUAAAUUAUGCUGCGGCAUGUGAGGUCACAGUUACUGCAUCUCAGUCGAUAAAAGAUGCGGGCUACCCACUGGACAGGUACGGCGAGCCGGCUGGUGACGCGGUGUGCGGUGGUGUCGUGUCGCCAGGUGCGGAGGAGUGCGACCUGGCGGGCCUGGGCUGCCUGCGCCGGAGCGCCGGCCAGUGGCUGCGGCAGGCGCCGCGCUGGGCGCCUCCCGGCCGCGGCCUCCACUGCGACUGCCCGCUCGCCUGCCUCGACGCCGAAGUCGACACCGUCCACCAGCGCGCUGACAGCAUUGCGAGUCACACAUCAUUCUACGAGUUGCGGCUUAACCAGUUGCCCACGGAACGGGACUUCAGGUUCGUCGCUAACGACGGACUCAGCCUUGUGGUGUCCAUCGGCGGCGCGGCGGGCCUGUUCGCGGGCGCCAGCCUGCUGAGCUUCGUGGAGCUGCCCUACUACCUGUGCCUCAGAACUCGCUGCUGCGCCGCACGCCACAGCCGGCCGCCUCGGCCGACCGGACGUAUGCCGUUCCUGCCGUAGCCAGGCGUCACGCAGCAAGUUCUGCAUGCGGCUGUCCGUCCUAGUGUUAGCCCACUCUCAUAACGUAGAGCUGUUGCCUACCUAGAGCAACUCUCCUGUGCUGCACGGCAAUUGAAUUCAGUGGACGCUACGCAAGUGCUUCCUA